AUGGCAGAUACAGAUAGUCAGCAUGAAGUGGAGGUCGUGCAACCUGAGAGUAAGGCUGCGAAGGUGUCUUCGAAGGGGAAAGAUCCGAAGCACCGCGAUUGGCUCCAAGACCAUGAAAAUCGACUCGAGGACUUGGAACAGUCCGACCUCGAGGAGCGCAUGACGGCAGAGUGGUCGAAGCUGGCGGAACAGAUAGAGUCUUUGAGGGAAGAGAUCCGCUUCCUCAAAGAGGGGCAACAGAUCUUCCAUUCGUUGUUGCAGGGAGGAACGCAUGGUUCUAAGGCAACUCGAGUUGGAACUUAUGACGGUGAGCGCGAUGACAAGGCACUUGAUAAUUUCUUCUGGGAUGUUGAGGAGUACCUGUCGUGUGCACCGAAGACGUCUGAUGAGGCACAGGUCAAGGAUAUUGCAACAUACCUUACCGGCAGUGCGAAGCUGUGGUGGCGAACGCAUCAGGCAGAUGAACGCGCUGGGAAGACGGUGAAACCGAUCAAGUCCUGGGCUGACUUGAAGGCAGCGCUUCAUGAUCAAUUCCGACCUGGGAAUUCGGAUUGGAUCAUCCGAUCCAGGUUCGAUGAACUCAAGCAUACUGGCACUAUUCGAGAGUAUGUCAAGGCAUUUCAGGUGUUGGAUUUGGAAUGCACCAAGUUGAGCGACUUCGAGAAGUUAUUCCUCUUCACUAAGGGUCUGCAACCCUGGGCGAAGGAUGAGCUGAGGAGACAGAAAGUUCAGACUUUGGCCGAGGCGAUCACAGUUGCGGAUGGGCUGCUCGAUUAUAAGGGCGAUGCAGCUAGGGGCUUUGGUGGAGCUCGAACAGACUACAAGAAGAACUUCCGCCGGAAAGAGAAGAAGGGAGGCGGACCUCCUUCUGAUCCUAACGGCGAGCCCAGGAAGAAGAAACCGAAGAAGUCGAAUGGAGGAGGUAACCCGAAGAAGAAAGAUCACACACAGACUGAGAAGAAGAAGGAUCGUGAUCCAGGGUGUUUCAUCUGUGGCAAAGAUGAUCACUGGGCACGGAGCUGUCCAGAUCGGAGUAGGAUCAACGCGCUGUUGUUCGAGGAGAAGAAGUUGCCCGCAAUGAGCACCUUGCAACUCCUGAAUGCAGUGCAACAUUCUACCGAAGUGGCCGAUAAGCACGAGUUGUGUUUUGUGGAGACUUUCUUUGGCAACAAGAAGGUGCUAGCUAUGGUGGAUUCAGGUGCCACCCACAACUACAUCUCCGCAUGCCGAGCGAAGAAGCUUGGACUCAAGAUCGAGCCCACUACAAAUCAGUUCAAGGCGGUGACCGCACCCGCGCAGCAGGUGAGCGGUGAGAUCCAUAAGGAAGUCAUCCGAGUUGGGUCGUGGCAGGGUGUGCUUGAUUUGAUCGCCAUUGGAAUGAAUGAGUUCGAUCUCAUACUCGGGCAGGAGUUCUUGAGGUCGGCAUCAGCAGCUGUGGUGCCACACUUGAGCUGUUUGCUGAUAUUGGAUCCGAGCAGACCAAGUAUGGUUCCGAUGAUGAAGAGCGUGGAACAGGAUCUCCUGUUGAAUGCGCUCAGUGCUAAGCAGGUUGGCAAGGGAAGGCGAGAGGAGUUGUUUUUGGCCGCACUGAUUGGAGAUUGGGAUGAAGGAGAGUCGUCAGGACCCUCUAACACCUCGGCGAUCCAGGAUGUGUUGUCCGAGUUUGCGGAUGUUAUGCCAGACCAGCUCCCAGCUGUGUUACCACCGAGGAGGCACGUUGAUCACAGGAUCGAACUGGAGUCAGGGGCAAGACCACCAGCGAAGGCUCCUUAUCGACUCUCCGCACCAGAGAUGGAAGAGUUGAGGAAGCAGUUGGCAGAGCUCGCUGAGGCAGGAUACUUGCGUCCCUCCAGAUCACCUUAUGCUGCUCCAGUAUUGUUCCAGCGCAAGAAGGAUGGAAGCCUUCGGAUGUGUGUGGACUAUCGAGCUUUGAACAAGCUCACCAUCAAGAACAAGUAUCCGUUACCUCUCAUAGCGGAUAGCUUUGAUCGACUGGUCGAUGCAAGAGUGUUCACCAAGUUGGACCUGAGGCAGGGUUACUAUCAGAUCAGGAUCGCGCCAGGUGAUGAGGAGAAGACCGCGAUCACGACGAGGUAUGGUAGCUAUGAAUUCUUGGUUAUGCCUUUUGGUCUCACUAACGCUCCUGCAACCUUCAGCACCUUGAUGAACGAUGUGUUUCGCUCAUUAUUGGACAAGUGCGUUGUUGUGUAUCUGGAUGACAUUUUGGUAUACAGUCGAGACAUGGAGGAACACAAGCGGCACCUUCAGGAGGUGUUUGCUUUGUUGAGAGAACAUCAGCUGUUCGCAAAGAAGGAAAAGUGUGCUUUUGCGCAGGAGGAAGUGCCGUUUCUGGGCCAUAUUCUUGGUCAUGGCCAGAUCCGACCAGACCCGGAGAAGCUUCAGGCAAUCCGAGACUGGGAGCCGCUUCGCAAUGUGCAUGAGGUGAGACAGUUCCUUGGUUUAGCUAACUACUAUCGCAAGUUUGUAGCAGGCUAUUCCCGGAUUGCGAGCCCCUUGACGGAUCUGUUGAAGAAGGACCGCGGAUGGAAAUGGGGCGAUAAGCAGCAGACAGCAUUUGAGUUGCUAAAAGACAAGUUGACUGAGGAGCCAGUCCUUGCUUUGCCGAAAUAUGGCCAACCUUUUGAGGUCCAAACCGAUGCGUCCGACUAUGCCAUGGGUGGAGUUUUGAUGCAGGAUGGGCAUCCUGUGGCAUAUGAAUCUCGGAAGUUGAAUGACAGAGAGAGGAACUACUCGGCGCAUGAGAAAGAGAUGACUGCGAUAGUGCACUGUUUGAGAACUUGGAGGCAUUACUUGCUGGGGGUGCCGUUCAUAGUGAAGACAGACAAUGUCAGCUCCACUUACUUCAAGACUCAGUCUAAGCUCACCCCGAAGCAGGCGAGGUGGCAAGAAUUCCUGGCAGAAUUCGACUUUGAGCUGAUAUACAAUCCGGGGCGACAUAAUGUGGUAGCCGAUGCACUUAGCAGGAAGGCACAGCUUGGUGCUUUGAAGCUCCUGGGUCAGAGCCAAGUUGUGUUGAACGAAGACAUGAUUGAGAAAAUCAAGGAGGGACUGGAGAAUGACUCGCAGGCGUGGCAGAUUGUAUUGCAGGUGCAAGCUGGGCGAACUCGGAAGUUCGCACUUCAGGAUGGACUCCUGUACUUUGCCGCAAACCGAGUCUACCUUCCGAAGUGGAGAGAUGUUCGCAAGGAGGUCUUGCAGGAGUGUCAUGAUUCCGUUUGGGCAGGGCAUCCGGGAUAG
Cryptomeria japonica (Japanese cedar) is the source of this 3258-nucleotide messenger RNA. RefSeq lists its product as uncharacterized. NCBI's taxonomy places the organism in Eukaryota, Viridiplantae, Streptophyta, Pinopsida, Cupressales, Cupressaceae. Bases 1 to 3258 code for a protein of 1085 amino acids. The transcript has a single exon. The record is from RefSeq and is a predicted model, not a curated record. Gene Ontology annotation, molecular function: zinc ion binding; nucleic acid binding.